UUAUCUUCUCCAUUUUGUUAUAACCCUAGCGUGCUCGCUCUGAACAACUCUCAUUUCUCUUCCACCCACACACUCGUUUCCUCCAUCUCUCACAUUCAUCAUCAUCUCUCAACUUAACCCUAAUCCAGAUUCACCUCUCUCACCGAUUUCAAUUCUCACUCUGUUCGUUCCUUCCUCCAUUCCCAGAUCUCGAAUUGCCGCUUUCAUUUCUGGUUUUUUUGAGGUAACCAUGGUUGGGGGUGGAAGCAGGAGGGACGAGGGUUCGUUGGUGUUGAACAACACCAACGUGUUCGCUGCGCUCGAUACUUUGAAGAAGAAGAAGAAGUCUGAUAAGGACCGCAAGACCAAGGGCUCAUCGAAUUCCAAAACUUCGUCGUCGUCGGCGCAAUCGGAACCGCAGAUGUUUUGGGCUCCGGCGCCGUUGAAUGCAACCUCCUGGGCUGAUGUCGAUGACGAUGAUGACUACUAUGCCACCACUGCACCGCCGCAGUCUGUGUGGGGCGUUUCGGAACCUCAUCACAGUAAGGACAAACCGGAAAAUUUUGAGGAAAGUGAGAGUGAGGAAGAUAUGUUCGAUGAAGGGGAUGAUGAUGUGGAGGAAGAGCAUGAUCAUGAACCGGAGGACUCUGUGAAACCUGAACCUGAGGUUAAGAAGCAUGCUGAAGUUUCUGCCCCUCCUCCUCUGCCUCCAAAGGAAACAGAACGGCAGCUCUCCAAAAAGGAGAGGAAGAAGAAGGAGCUUGCUGAACUUGAGGCUCUUCUAGCUGAUUUUGGAGUUGCACCGAAAGAAAGUACUGAUGGUCAAGAUGAGACGCAAGGUGCACCUCAGGAUAAGAAAGGUGAUGAAGCUGAUGGAGAUGGAGAAAAGAAAGAAACUACUGCUGCUGGGGGGUCCAAGAAUGCUAAGAAGAAGAAGAAGAAGGAUAAAGCUUCCAAGGAGGUCAAAGAAUCUCAAGAUCAACCCAACAGCUCAGACACCAACAAUGGGCCUGAUUUGGCUGAAAACCCGGAGGAGGAUGCAUCUACUGUGGAUGUGAAAGAGCGUCUUAAGAAGGUUGCUUCAUUGAAGAAGAAGAAGUCCAGCAAAGAAAUGGAUGCUGCUGCCAAAGCUGCUGCCCAAGAGGCCGCGGCAAGGCAUGCAAAGCUUGCUGCAGCAAAGAAAAAGGAGAAGAACCAUUACAACCAGCAACCUGUGCGGUAAAAAGAAACCCUGCUUUUUAACAUCAAUACAGGAAUUUGUAUUUCUUGUUCAUAUGAUGAUGCCGAAUAAACAAGUGGGCUUUAGGCUCUGGUUACUCUAGUCGUAUUCAAGUGGACGCGAAAAAUUUUCUUCUAGCUUUUUUGGACAAAUAGUGUUGUUCAGUUGUCUUGGACUUACCAUUUUGGACAGAAAAUUUUAUCUCUAAUAGUUACCUGAACUACAUAUUUGUGGCUGAACAAUUAGUUCUUACUGAGAUAAGUUAAAGUUUAUUCUGAAAA
Molecule: messenger RNA, 1479 nt
Organism: Lotus japonicus
Lineage: Eukaryota; Viridiplantae; Streptophyta; Magnoliopsida; Fabales; Fabaceae
Exons: 3
Coding region: 230-1201 (323 amino acids)
Source: RefSeq, a predicted model, not a curated record